Messenger RNA from Hippoglossus stenolepis (Pacific halibut), 4732 nucleotides. It is a transcript of the gene gcgra, whose product is annotated as glucagon receptor a. NCBI's taxonomy places the organism in Eukaryota, Metazoa, Chordata, Actinopteri, Pleuronectiformes, Pleuronectidae. The record is from RefSeq and is a predicted model, not a curated record. Gene Ontology annotation, molecular function: glucagon receptor activity; peptide hormone binding. The coding region runs from base 444 to 2015 and encodes 523 amino acids. Gene Ontology annotation, biological process: cell surface receptor signaling pathway; adenylate cyclase-activating G protein-coupled receptor signaling pathway. The transcript is spliced from 14 exons. Gene Ontology annotation, cellular component: plasma membrane.
GCAGUGCGGCUCGCGCUCACUCAGCCGCUGGUGCCAUCCACUGUCACACAACUGAAGCCCCUGCAAUUUACUUGUAUAUUCGACUUCCUCUACAUCAUUAGUAUUAUUCCUUUACCUCUGUACUGUUAGAGGCAGACACAGGGAAGUUGUUCGCUGACAGGACAGAGGGGAGAGAGAGAGAGACAGGACUUGGUCUCCAGGAGCUGAAGGUGCAGGCGCGCGCUCAUCACAUUGUGAAAGUUGGAUUUUACGGCGGAGGAGGAAACAUCGCCCGACAGAUGCGGCUCAGAAGAUGAGCAGCGGUGAGGAGCAGACCGGGGGAGAUCAACGGAAUCCUGCCCUGUCCACGGCAGUGUGGUGAGCGUAGAUAAGCCCCCUUAUGAGGUGAAAACUCUUCCCCAUCCUGCAAUUUUCCCUCCCAGCACCAACAGCAGGAAAAAGGGAUGUCACGGCUGUUCCUCCUUUUGGCAACGCUCGUCGUCUCCUGCAGCGUCCAGGUGUCUCCUGCCGCCACCCUGGAUAAGCUGAAGGAGAGUUUGAAGUUGUACAUGGAGGAGUGUGAUCGCAACAAUAGCCGAGACCCGCCGAGCACCGGCCUCGUGUGCAACAGGACGUUUGACAAUUACGCCUGUUGGCCCGAUGGAGUCCCCAACACCACUGUGAGCGUGCCAUGUCCGUGGUAUCUGCCAUGGUACCAUGAAGUUCAGCACGGUAUGGUGUAUCAGGAAUGUGACGCAAACGGCCAGUGGGUGGCUACGAAGAAUACCAGCGAGUGUGACUCCAAUAAUCCAAGGAAGCAGUACUAUGGCCACAUCCGGAUCAUGUACACAGUGGGGUAUUCCUUAUCUCUGGUGGCUUUGGUGCUGGCGCUCGGUAUCCUCAUAUUCUUCAGGAAGCUGCACUGCAUGAGGAACAACAUCCACAUGAAUCUGUUUGCCUCCUUCAUCCUGCGAGCGCUGUCAAUCCUCAUCAAAGACGCUCUGCUGGUGGCCAACAUCACAUCGCAGGACCUCAGCAGGGACCAGGAGCAGGAAUUCCCUCGGGCGUCUAUGCCCCCAGUGGAGCUGCUGGUCAACAAUGAGAUAACAGUUAGCUGUCGCAUCGCCGUGGUGAUGAUGCAAUACAGCAUCAUGGCCAACACCUACUGGCUGCUGGUGGAGGGCAUCUACCUCCACAACCUGCUGGUGAUCACCGUGUUCACCGAGAGGAACUACUUCAAAAUCUACCUGUGCAUCGGCUGGGGUACUCCGUUGAUAUUCCUUGUGCCCUGGGUGAUAGCUAAAUAUCUGUAUGAAAAUCAAGAGUGCUGGGGGCAAAACAUAGACAUGAAUUACUGGUGGAUCAUACGUUCCCCAAUUCUGCUGGCAGUUGUGAUCAACUUCCUCAUCUUCAUCCAUAUCAUUAAAAUUCUUGUGUCAAAACUUCGAGCGCACCAAAUGAGAUACACCGAUUACAAGAUCAGGCUGGCUAAGUCGACUCUAACCCUGAUCCCCCUGCUGGGUAUCCAUCAGGUGGUCUUCAUCUUUGUGACGGACGAAUCUACCAAGACCACCAUCAGUUUGCGUCUCACCAAGCUCUUCAUCGACCUCUUCCUCUCAUCCUUCCAGGGUCUGUUGGUGGCCAUCUUGUACUGCUUCGUGAACAAAGAAGUGCAGUCCGAGAUCCUGAAGAAGUGGAAACGCUGGAAGCUCGGGAGGAACAUCGAGGAGGAAUACCGCCACACUUACAGCAAUACCCCCAACACCAAGACAGGCAGCCUGUUGAACCACGUCUCUCGGUUGCCUCACCUCCCGGACAUCGCCAAAACCGCCGCUCCACUCUGCAGCCCCGAGGAGAGGCACAUGCUGGUGGCUCGCUGCCAUAACGGCACGGAGCACAGUGCGGGGGAAGGGCAGUGCACCUCCCCACUGCACAAGGGAACAGUCAGCAACUGCACCCUGGUGGAGGACAUCAGCCUCACGGACAAGGUGCAGUGUUACAAGGCUAGGAGAGAGAACGCAGAGAGCCACCUGUGAAAGACUCUGGGAACUCUGCGAGGAAACUUGGAGGGCUUUGAGCGCUGGCUCCGACAUACUGCGCUGGGGUGGCUGUGAAGAGCCGGGCUGAUGGAGUCAUCUGUCAGAGCGGCCUUCGCACAGGGAUCAGUGACACUGGGAGACUGAACAGCACUCAGCCCUCUCCACAGCCUGAGAACAGAGGGAAAAAACACGGCAGACGUCCAACGCUGAGGGUCCGAAUGUGCUGUGAGCUUUGUGAAUGCAUUUCUGUAGAUGUUUGUCGGACGGUGUAAGAAACUGCUGCAUGUGGAAUAAUGCAACAACGCAAUCUCAAAGGCAGAUAUAAGCCCUGUAAAAUAAUACGAAGAAGAAAAAAAAAAAAAAGCCAGAAACCUCAAAUAGCAACAACGGCAACAAAGGGACAAAAAGGGGCGCAGGGUCUUCACUCAAGCCUCCGUUUUCAUUUGUGCUGUGUAUUAAAUGUGUGUUUUUGUGGUACUGGAGGUUAAAGACAAACUGGACGUUGAACUGUAUACACAAAAAAUACCAAACAAGUGACCCAGAAGAAGGACACUGCUUCUUUUGCUCUGGUAUCUGUUAGUGUUUAUGUCCAAACUGACUCUGAUGAACAUGUACAGAAAAGGAAGAAACAUUCUGUCCACUGUACCUCACACAGGAAGGUGACCACAGUGGUGUUCAAGUGUCCCCCUCCAGGGCCAAGGGGAAAUUGGCAGCUGCUCUCAUUCUUGGCUUAUGUAUAGACCUGAAAAGAGGUCAAGUGAUGGUAUGGGAUGAAUUAUAAAUAAGUUAAAGUGAUGAUCGCUUGACUUGCUUAGCAGUUUUACAAUAAAAAAAAAAUCUUUUUACAUGGGUUUAAACCUUGAAUACUGCAGGAGUGUUUCAGUUGUCGACCGUGUAAAUGUGCCAGGUGUGUUUUCAAGGGGAGUCGUCGUGAUUCUGCGCCGUUAAAGGUUUUCUCUCCCUCCUCACCAUCAAGAUGUUAUCCGACUCACACGCCCGAUGUGAACCUGUGCACAAUCACUCGCUAUGGACCCUUGAGAUGAAAGCAGAUAGGAAGUGUGCACUCAAAUCACGGGUUUAAAAUAACACGGCAUAUAGACAUGACCUGUAAAGGCACACAUGCAUAAAGUAUGAAUUCAACGCUGUGACUCAAAAUAACAUGUCAGCUCUGGCAGAAGGGAGUGUGUGCGAUGCUAAAUAGAAGCUGUCGUGCAUGCAGCCGUGUGCGCCAUGCCAUCGCAUCAGUGUCUCCGCUGUGCAAAGGCCAAAAAGUCAAAGAGUCUGUGCUAAUGGCUGCAUGCGGCCAGUUCCUCUACAGACAGUUCAGUAUUCAGCCUUAUUCUGUGUCCGCGGGGCCUGUGGAGACUGAACAAAGCUCCGCGCCCGUAAGAAGAACAAAUCCCCUCUGGUAAGCGUGCUAGUGACAAAGAAAACUAAAUUAGCAGUGGUACAGUUGCUUCUGAAUAUAUUGCUUUUAUUAUUUUUUUUUUGAGAAAAAGGGAAUAUUCUUUAAAAAACAUCAGUUAACGUUUAAGUUGCUGAAUAUUUUGCCAGAACUAACUCAACUUGGUAUGUAUGACUAUUUGCACAAUGUUAAUUUAUAAUUGCUAAAUACUGUGUGUAUAUGUGAUUUAUCUGAUUGCUGUCCAUAUGUUUAACGUGUGUGUGUGUGUGUGUAUAUAAGAGUAUAUUUUCCGUUGGGUAUGAAUGUGUGUCGUUUCAGUAUUCCAGAUGUGUGCAUGUGUUACAGUAGGUCGAAUCACCGGUUGCAGCCAGAGGUUGAUGUAAAACAGUGCAACAGGCUUCACAGCGAGCGCAGAGAUCAGGGGUCGAUAUGAGUCAGUCCCACUCUAACACAUAGAGCCCCACACCGCAGGCCAUUCCUAGAAGUCACGCCUAUGGUAAGACGCAGCUCUGCGUUUUUAUAAUGGAAGCUGCUCUCAGCGUGAUUCCUCCCAGUUAUUUUUGCAGUUCACAGUUAAAUUGAAGCGCAACAGCAACAUGUUUUUCUUUCCGAUAACAGCUCUGUGCAUUUUACACUGCAGCCACGUGCUGGCGGGAAUUACGUUAGAAAAAAAUAAAACGAAAUUGCAAACCGAGGCUGUUUUUCAUCAACACCUGCUGAGGACUGUAAUGGAGCAGGCAGACAUUCAACACUGCUGCUGAGUUGAGCUGGGAGUGUGAUGCACACAGUGGCACUGCUCUCGCUCAGAGGUAAUGAUUUGUGUCGUCCAUGUUCUGCAGGGCACGAGACACGUUUGGAUAUUGACACGUCAACAAAGGAAUGUUGUGCACUUUUAGUAAAAUAGGGUUCAGUGGUGUAUAUAGGUAUAUUGCAGAUUUUAUUUCAAACCAAUACAUGUAUUUGAAGCCGUGAUCAUGUAUGUUUUUUUGAAACCAGCAGCUUGGGUCACUCCCCUCUCUGGACCAAAGUGGUUCUGUCUGAAUGUAUUCUCUAAAAAGGCCCAAACAGGAAGGUUCCUCUGUAUUUUCUCAUGAAGGUGGUUAUGUACAGUGUAUGUGGUGUGAGGGACCUGUCAGUAAAAGCAAAGACUGUGUUCAGGUGUAUACAGUUCAUCAUAUAUUGUGUCCGCUUAUCAAACUUUGUCCAAACUAGUGAAAGAAUAAAUUACAAUGUAUGUGAAAGAGGAUUUUAACUGUGUUUUUUUUGUAUUGGUGAACAUUCACAAUGUUAAAAUAAAAAGUAAAACGCA